CCGAGAAGCGGGCGUCUUCUCUCGCUGGUGACCAUGUAUCAGGGCAGCCAACGUCAUGUCUCGGGCAACGAUCCCACGAGGCCUUUCCAGGUGCCUCCUCCUCCUCCUCCACCGCCGUCCAUGGCGCCUUCUAUGGUCGGGCCUCAGAUGAACAUGAUGGUGCCCCCUCCCCCACCGAUUCGAUAUCCUGCUGUGCCUGGGCAAGCCCAAGGCGUCAUGAUCCCACCCCCGCCAGGCCCUCCUCCUGGAGGCGGCAUGAUGCAGGCUCCAAACUGGCACGGCAACUUUGGUCGCCUGUACGAUGGCCGACCGAGUUACAACUUGCCUCCGCCGCCUCCAACCAACCAACAUCAGCCGUAUAACCCUACCAAGUUUCACGCCGCGAUGCAGGCGGGACAAGCAAUGGUCAUGCCUCCUCCUCCACGCCCGAGCGACGGAAUGGGCGCAACGUAUAUACCGACGGGGGACACGUAUGGCGAAGGUGUGGGCAUACCAGCGUUUGGUCGAGAAGAAUCGCAGACUUCAUGGCUGCAGAACGGGACGGACACUGGCACUAUGAUGUCAAUGGAUGACAGGCAGCAGCAGGCAUAUAUGGGAGGAAGCCAUGCCAAGGGACCACCAAACGCGCCCAAUGCGCCCACAACCGCCACUGCGCCAAGUACGAUCCCUCCCGAAAUAGCAGCCCAGUGGCCACUGGAUAAGGUCUUGCUGUGGCUGGCACAGAACCAGUUCUCCAAAGACUGGCAAGAGACGUUCAGAUCACUGAACCUGUAUGGCGCACAGUUCUUGGAACUAGGUAGUGCCCACGGCGGCCGUGGAAACUUUGGUAUGAUGCACCAGCGGGUGUAUCCUCGAUUGGCGCAGGAGUGUACGAAUAGCGGGACGGGAUGGGACCAGCCGAGAGAGAGGGAGGAGGGAAAGCGGAUGCGGAGGUUGAUUAGGAGUGUCGUUACCGGCCGCCCCGUCGAAGCUUCCAAGGCUAUACCCGCUCACAGUCGGAAGGAGUCUACAGCUUCUAGCCAACCUUCCAAUCUUCCUACUGCUAGCUCAGAUGCCGCCGAUACUCUCGAGUCUCCCAUUGUGCCACUCAACUCCAUUGCCGCCAGAAGAUUUUCUCAAACCAGAUCGACAACAAUGCCACCUGCAAACGGUACUGAUAUGAACCACAGAACAGUUCUGAAGAACCUCGAACUCGGACGUCAGAGUCCCACGGCUGAACAGACAGCCAGCCCAGGUGGCAGCCCAGCCCCCCAGCCCACUCUUUUCCACUCGGCCACCACUCCUAUUCUUUCGUCGUCACCAAGCUCAUCCAAGUUUACCCAUCGCUCAAGGAAUAGCACUGAUUCGGCUGCUUCCAAUGCCGCGAUAUAUGGGUCGGGAAUUCCGCCAGAGGCAAUCGGAUUAAUGAACCGAGGAAUGAGCUUGGCGGAGCUGAUGUCCGCGUCGAGAAGUCAAGAAGGCUACUCUAAGCAUGCGGAAUCUCCUUCCUCUGCCAAGGACAAUAAGAGUUUUCUCAGUUUCCUCUCUAGAAAAAAGCGCCAGCAAGUAGACGGCGCUUUUCCUUCACCUGAUGAUCUUGAUUCUCCCACUUCACCAGCGGCCUUUUAUAAGCCCAUGUCGAUGGCUACUCACGGGUCCGAUGCAAGUGACGCACACCUGGACACAUCCAGCAUCACUUCGCAGUACAGAGCAAGACACCAUGCCACCCAAAGCAGAGUGUACGUCUUGGCCACUAUGGACUAUUGGAACUACCGCAUGUGUGAUAUCACAGAGGCAGUGACUGCCGCGGAUAUUCGUCAAGCUAUCUGCUUGAACCUUGGCCUUCCUGAUAUUGAGGGUUCAUUCAUAUUUACUACUGAAUUGGGCCAAUUUGAACACGCAGAGCCUCUAGAUGAUCAAAAGCUUCUAACCGCCAAGCGAGUAAAGGCGGAUUCUGCGGGGACGCUCAAGUUCUUUGUUACUUCACAUAGCGCACUAACCCCCAGUCUGAGCAGUGAAGUGCCAACCCUGUUGUCGCCAGAUGCCAUCCCGCCAGGAAUAGAUGCGGAGGCGUAUGCGCGCCUCAAUGGACGCCAGAGAUCUAGCUCGUCUCCGCCUACUUCUCGAUCAAAUACGUUAACGACGGACAAGGUGGACGAGAGUACUUUGGCUCAGAGGGCGAGCGAGUAUAGGGCCGAGAUGGCAAGGAAGCAGCGCGAAUAUCUCGCGGACAGAAAACAGGCUAACAUGAAAGAGAGCCCAGUCGUGCCACCUGAAUCCGUUGUAGGUUUUGGCAUUGUGGGUAGGAAUGUUGAUUUCGACCAGCCUCGAAACUCGCCAUAUGAAGAUAGAAAGCCCGAGCACCUCCUCCCCCAACGACGGCCACCGGCACCGCCAAGUGAUCCCUCCGCAACACUGAUCAAGGCGAACUCACUCAGCAGGAAGACGGGGCGGCACAUGAACGGCAAUGUUGCUGAAGGUCAUGCGACGCCGCGAUACCCACUCCCUUCGGCUGUGCCGCCCGAAACUGAGGCAUCGGAGAGUGGUAAGAAGCCUCAACCAAAGUUCAACAUACCUGCCGCGGGCAUGGGCGGCUUUGUAGGCGCGGCACUGGUUGGCAUGGGCAGAAAUCUGGGGGCCAUUGGACAAUCAACGGCCAACGGGCCCCGAGCAGUGUCCCCAAACAGAGCUGCGACACAACCAGUCGGAGCCAGCAACGGCUCUCAGCAGCUGCCGCUAGGUAAGAAAGCUAUGUCUAUUGUUAAUUUUCGUGAGCCCGGCUCGAACAGGCCUAGUCCUGGCUCAGGCUCUCCCAAGACUCUUACUUGGAGCCCUGGAAACAUGUCCUUUGUUGUGCCUGACUAUUCACCUGCCCCUUCGCCCCCUUUGGCGGCUUCAAUGUUAAGCAAUGAUGAACCAAUUACUAAAUUCAACAUGAUAGGCCAACGGCCGCCGUCGUCGCCGGCAGAGCUUAGCCCCAGUUCAACCCGGCCGCCGCCCAUGGCAAACCAGUCAUCCCCACCCCCUGCCAACCCGAAAUCCCCUGGCCCAGACCUGGACUUUACUGAUACAGACGUCCAAUUCACCCAACCACCCCAAUCCCAGCAGUCCUCGUCUACCCAAGGCCGUCAGCCGCCGGCCGAUGAUAGCGACGACGAUUCUGACGAUGGUUUGUUUGCUAUUCCGCUCGCCGGCAGAGGAAAAGGCAAGGAACCAAACGGCAGACCUGGACAUGCGCAGAAACCCAGCUUGACCGUGAAUACUUCCCGACCAAAGGGUAAAACUCUAUCGGUCUCGUUCACCUCCCCCAAAUCCAUAGGCGACAACGCCGACGAUUGGUCGAGGACAGGAAACGGUUCUCGCCGAACUCCUGGAACCCCUGGUUCGGAAACCUGGGAGUCUGACAAGGAAGUCAAACUUGGCCGCCGCAAGUCGUUUAUUGAGAAGGACGUGUGGGCGAAUCGACCUCCCACCGAUGAUUUGCUCAACAACCUCGACGAUUUCUUCCCCAACUACGACCUUGAUGAACCUGUUCUUGAGGACAGUGUCUCAGGUGAAACAACAACCUCUCCGAUCCCCGAAGUCGAGGAGUCACCACAGCAGACUGUGCCCCCUCCUGUUCCGGCUCCUGCCAUGUACCAGGACAACAUUAACGCUCAUUCUGCUGCUGCGUCUUCCAGCCAACCUGUCUAUGAUGGGGAUACGCUUGGCUCUGACGAGUCGACGUUGAAGGCCUUGGACCGUCGCCCGUCCAUACAGACGGUGGCGCAAAAGAGCAUGAGACGUUCCGGCGGACUUGGACGUAUGAAGUCCAUCCGUGAAGUUGCGAGGGGUGCCCAUGAGGCUAACAAACGAUUCACUCACGCGCCGCACAACUCCGGUAACGCCACUACCAGCGGAAUCAUGCGCCGAAAGAGUACCAAGAUGUUCAACGCCAACAUUGUGCAAAUUAGGCCAGACCAGCGCGGCGGCAUGGUUUUCCCUCGUGAAAUCCCGCAAGAUACCCUGCCCAGGCGACAGACGACAUUUAGGUGGUUCAAGGGCCAGCUCAUCGGCAAAGGUACUUAUGGACGCGUCUAUCUGGGUAUGAAUGCCACGACUGGUGAAUUCUUGGCUGUCAAGGAAGUUGAAGUCAACCCCAAGGCGGCGGGAGGAGACAAGAGUAAGAUGAAGGAACUCGUAGCCGCUCUGGAUCACGAAAUCGACACAAUGCAGCAUUUAGACCACGUCAACAUCGUACAAUACUUGGGAUGCGAGCGAAAGGAAACCAGCAUUAGCAUCUUCCUGGAAUAUAUUCCUGGUGGCAGCAUCGGCUCAUGCCUACGCAAGCACGGCAAGUUUGAAGAAUCGGUUGUAUCAUCUCUUACACGGCAGACGUUGUCUGGGCUAGCGUAUCUCCACCGAGAGGGUAUUUUGCAUCGAGACUUGAAGGCGGACAACAUCCUGCUGGAUCUCGAUGGAACGUGUAAGAUUAGCGAUUUCGGAAUUUCCAAAAAGACGGAUAACAUCUAUGGCAACGACAAGUCAAACAACAUGCAGGGCUCCGUAUUCUGGAUGGCACCCGAGGUUAUUCGGUCGCAAAAUGAAGGGUACAGUGCCAAAGUGGACAUUUGGAGCUUGGGAUGCGUCGUGUUGGAAAUGUUUGCGGGACGGCGGCCGUGGAGCAAAGAAGAAGCCGUUGGAGCCAUCUACAAGAUUGCAAACGGAGAGACGCCCCCUAUCCCUGAAGAUAUCCAGGAAACCAUAGGCCACCUCGCUGUGGCGUUUAUGAUGGACUGCUUCCAAGUGAAUCCAUUCGAUCGGCCAACAGCCGACGUGCUUCUCUCGCAGCAUCCGUUCUGCGACUUGGACUCCAGCUAUAACUUUUACGAUACCGUCUUGUAUACGAAGAUUAAGGAGACGUAUAAGUCGGCGUAA
Molecule: messenger RNA, 4896 nt
Organism: Trichoderma virens Gv29-8
Lineage: Eukaryota; Fungi; Ascomycota; Sordariomycetes; Hypocreales; Hypocreaceae
Product: mitogen activated protein kinase
Exons: 2
Biological process (GO): protein phosphorylation
Molecular function (GO): ATP binding; protein kinase activity
Source: RefSeq, a predicted model, not a curated record